Trichoderma asperellum CBS 433.97 is the source of this 1639-nucleotide messenger RNA. Its product is annotated as Endoglucanase EG-II. NCBI's taxonomy places the organism in Eukaryota, Fungi, Ascomycota, Sordariomycetes, Hypocreales, Hypocreaceae. The record is from RefSeq and is a predicted model, not a curated record. Gene Ontology annotation, cellular component: extracellular region. Gene Ontology annotation, molecular function: hydrolase activity, hydrolyzing O-glycosyl compounds; cellulose binding. Gene Ontology annotation, biological process: glucan catabolic process.
GUGGUAGUGCUGUGUGAUAUCUUUUGGCCUUGGGUAGAUAUUUGUUCCUUUUCAUUCCUUGAAGUCAUAUACUAUACCGACAACCAUUAUCUACUCAUAUCAUUCUUGCCCCCUUGGUCAUCAUGAUCAACAACAAGGCUGCACUGCUAUUUGCAGCCUAUGCUGGAGUGAGUGGUGUUGUGGCACAGCAGCAGACCACCUGGGGACAGUGCGGAGGGCAAGGCUACGGAGGUCCAACAAAUUGUGUUUCUGGAACGGCCUGCUCAACAUUAAAUUCUUACUAUGCUCAAUGCGUCCCUGCUACCGGCAUAGUCACCAGCACCACCAGAGCUACAGCAACGUCAACCGUGACAAAGUCAACAGUGACAACGUCAGCCAGUGCGUCAGCAAGUGCGUCUCCGCCUCCCGUUGGCUCAGGCACCCAGUUUGCCGGUAUCAACAUUGCUGGAUUCGACUUUAGCUGUUCUACUGACGGAACUUGCAACUUGAACGGUGCCUACCCGCCGCUGAAGAAUUACGACGGCGCAAAUAACUAUCCAGAUGGCGUUGGGCAGAUGCAGCAUUUCGUUAAAGACGACGGAUUCAAUAUCUUCCGUCUCCCUGUCGGUUGGCAGUAUUUAGUCAAUGGUACUCUUGGCGGUACCUUGAACCCUACCAAUAUAGGCUAUUACGAUCAACUUGUUCAAGGAUGCCUGGCCACGGGUGCAUACUGCAUCAUUGAUAUCCACAACUAUGCUCGCUGGAAUACCGGAAUCAUUGGCCAAGGCGGCCCUACAAACGCCCAGUUCGUUGAUGUUUGGACCCAACUGGCUACCAAAUACGCCUCCGAGUCGAAGAUUUGGUUUGGCGUAAUGAAUGAGCCACACGACGUCAACAUCACAACCUGGGCGGCCACCGUGCAGCUCGUUGUUACUGCGAUCCGCAAUGCGGGUGCCACCUCACAAUACAUCUCACUGCCGGGUACUGACUGGCAAUCUGCUGGAAGCAUCAUUUCCGAUGGUGGUGCAGCGGCUUUGGGUGCCAUCACCAAUCCUGAUGGCUCAAAGACCAACUUGAUUUUCGAUGUGCACAAGUACUUGGACUCAGAUAACUCUGGCACCAACUCAGUAUGUGUCACGAACAACAUCGAUUCUGCAUUCUCGCCACUGGCUACUUGGCUUCGCUCGAAUAAUCGCAAGGCCAUUUUAACUGAGACCGGUGGUGGCAACACUUCAUCGUGUGAACAGUAUCUAUGCCAGCAGAUCCAGUACCUCAACCAGAACGCCGAUGUAUACAUGGGAUAUGUUGGCUGGGCUGCGGGUUCAUUCGAUCCUGGCUAUCCAUUGGCAGAGACGCCAGUCCAGAAUGCAGACGGCAGCUGGACUGAUCAGCCUUUAGUCCAGCUUUGCCUUGCUCGUUAGUACAAACUUGUAUAUAGCAAACAUGUAGCCUAUUUAGUAUAUAAAUUUCGUUUUAUGUGCGUAUAUGUACAUAUAUUUGCAUAUAAUAAUUACCAUAGAUGUGUAUUAAGAAUAUGGUAGAGGCCGGAGUUUUCUACUUCAAAUAAUUGAUGUGCGCGUAUCAGAAGACGAUAUAUAGUAUACCGUGAAGCUACGACGACUGAGAAUGCUAUACUCUUUUGAUUCAAUUGUAACUUGGG